AUGCCAGCCGUCCCCGUGCACGAUCCUCGGCGGUCGCGUGGCUCGUUCUCAGCCGUGACCGGCCGAUCGCCAGUCGAAGAUAUCUCGCACCUCAACAUCGCCGAAGUCCGCGAACGCAUAGCUCGCAACGAACGCGUCCUGAACUCGGCGUUGCUUAGAACCCCUCCCACCAAUGGCACAGGAACGGCCAUGGCCAUGUCACCCUCGUCGCGUGCCUCGGGAGCCGAAAAUCCCGUACGCGCCCGCCUCCUGGCCAUGCGUGCUCAGUUGUGCGCCCGCGAGGCCGAGCUCCUCGCCGACAGCGUGGGAAAUAUGGAUCUGAGCACCCAGGCCACACCCCCACGUACAUAUAGUGCCAAGGCCAAUGCCCUCAAUGCCAUCCGACAGGCUGAGGCUGCGCAUCCCCCUAAUCGCAUGGUCUUAUCGGUGGAUGAUACCAUUGCGUUGGGGGAGCGCGAUUUCGAUAACCAGUGGAUGGCGCGGUUCGCCAACGUUGGUAUCGCGCCUAGCGGUCGAAGAGGGGGGAGGGAUGACGCCCUCAAGCGCUCGGAACGCGCGUCACGGCGCGCGCGCGCCAAUGUCGACGGCGAGGACUGCAUGUUCGAUACGGACGAGGCGUAUUCCGCUGCAGGAGUGUAUGCUUCACAGCGACAGGAUAUGGGCAACGGCCUGCCUAUGGCUACGGCACGCGCACGGAGACAGGAGGGGUACGAUGACGAUAUGCGCAGUGACGGGAGCCGCGACGACGAGUGGCUAGAGGGUAACGACGAGUACGAGGUUGAUCAGAGAGAUACGCUCGACCUUUUGCCUGGGUAG
Cutaneotrichosporon cavernicola is the source of this 816-nucleotide messenger RNA. RefSeq lists its product as uncharacterized. The record is from RefSeq and is a predicted model, not a curated record. Bases 1 to 816 code for a protein of 271 amino acids. Lineage: Eukaryota; Fungi; Basidiomycota; Tremellomycetes; Trichosporonales; Trichosporonaceae. The transcript is spliced from 2 exons.